GGCAGCAGGUGUGGGGGAGAUCUGACUCGGUGUGUGGGCCCGUGAGCGUGACACAGAGCUGGAGAUGAGGACUUUUAUCUCUGUGGGUGGAGGCGCUGAUGGAGGGGACUCCCGCGGCCUCCGCAGCAGGGUGGGCAGGAUGAAGAAGCUGCUGUGGACCAGGCCCAGUGGACACAUCCACACGGACACGGAGCCCGGCGUGUGGCUCACCAGCUUCCAGUCACUGGACACGGAUGGGCAGCUCGAGACGUUGGUAGUGGGAUCCUACCUCAUCGCCCAUGGCUUCUUCAGCGUGUACGCCAUGUGUGUGGACACACUGUUCCUCUGCUUCUCAUGAGAGUCUGACGUUCCAGGGCCAGCUGGACAGUCUGGAGGCAGAGAUCCUGAAGCACAGAGAGGAGCUUCACGACAAGCAGAUCAUGAACAACAACGCUCAGCUCUCCAAGGAAGCUGCUAAGGCUGACUUGCAGCAGCUGGAGGAAUGUCUCUGCAAGGAGCGCAAGGAGAGAGAGCGUAUUAUAGCAAGCUACAGGAAGAAGGUAGAGGAGCGCAAGGCCCAGGCUGAAAAAACCGAUAGAAGGGCUCAGAGAACAGCGAUGCAGCCCGACGAGCUGAGCAGCGAGGCUCAGCGCAGCAGCCCCAGGAUAGCAGGCGAAGAGGACAAGGUCAUCUCCACUUUUGAGGAGGCAUUCCGACGCAUCAAGGAGGCCACGGGAGUCACAGACAUACAGGAGAUAGUGGAGCGCUUCAUCUCACAGAAGGAGACACACCAGCAUCUGGAGAAGCUGAAGGGAGAGAACGAGACGGUGCUGCAGCAGCUGAAGGAGCAGAAGGAGCUCCUGGACCAACUGGACAUGAAAUACUCGGGAGAGGCUGAACUCUCGAGUGACAGACAGAUGCUGGAGGAGUGUGAGCUGCAGCUGCAGGCUCAGCAGCAGAGGUGUGAUGCAGAUAAGGAGCGUCUGGAGUGGCUGGUGAAAGCCCUCAGUACUGUGCAAGCCGGAGUGGAGCACCUCGCAGACAAACUUCAACACAUCACGCUGAGAGAGGACACGGUGGCUGAAGUGUCUCCAGACUCAGAUGAGUUUGUGUUAGAGCUGAUGACCCAGUGUGAGCUGAAGCUGAAGUUACUGCACGAGGAGCUUCGAGGAAAGGAUGUGUCUGCUAUCAUGAAGGAGAUGGAGGAAGAGGAAUUCUAUGUCAGGAUUGAGGGAAAGCUGCCGGAGUACAACACCCGCGUCAAGCUGCCUGAGGACCAGAGUCUGGACCUCUUCAAUGACGAGGACGACAGUGAAGAGGACGAGGCUGACGUCAUGUCUCGCGAGGCACUGAAGCGCCAUUCUCAGAUGAUCAUUGAGUCCAAGUCCAAGAAGAAGCCCUGGAAGAAGAAGAAGGGCAAAUUCUGAUCGCUACAGUGUCAGGACUCUGAUCUCAGGACCCAGAUUUCAAAUCGCUAUAUUAAUGUUUCACCGCUCAAAUUAAAAUUAUUUUAAUUUGCUUAAAUGUUGCUACAAAUCUUUGACAAAUACAAAUGAGAUUAUAUAUUUUUAGAAAUGAAUUAUUAGCCCAAUUAAAAAGCUCUACGAUGAUUUUUGUUUAAAUAUAUGUUAGUACCUUGAAAUGUGUUGGAUAAGUGUGUGUUUUGACAACAGUAAGGUUCUCUGUUGUUACACAAACUAUUGGUCCUUUGCUUCUAUUCACAGUGCACAAGUCCACACUCUGCAUGGUGCCCUUAUAAAAAAAAAAUACAAAUUUUGCUUUUACUUUUUUUGGUAUAAUCUGACCAUAAAUGUGGGUGAAACCAGUCACUUUUGCUUGAAGGCUUUCUCCGUUAUUGUCCUGCUAUCCAUCGUGAACGUAAUAGGGUUGUACCUUUCAGAAAUGAUACAGGUCCCUGAAAGCCAACACCUUUGACAAAUCCAGCCAAGUGAAUCACGUUGACACUAGAGACACAUUUGCUUUGUCCCAGCAUACCGUAACAUGUGAGCGUCAACACCUGAACUAUCUCUGCUAUGCUCAGCAUGUCAGAAAUAGAUGUGCCUCUUUGCUCAAAUACUUUGUGGUUGCUGUUAGGUGGAUUGUUUGGUUUUCUUAUAAUUAGCAAAGCAAAACAUCAGAGUGUAACUCAAUCAUGUUCUCUGUGUUUAAUUGUCCAACUGAUACAUCUGCCAUUGAGUGUCAUACAGAAUUCAACCAGACAGACAACUAUGAUUGAUCAAAUACAUUAUUGUUUAAUUCUAAGGGUUUGGUGCUCCUGUAGAAUUGCAUUUGUGUACUGAUAGUUAUACGUUAUAAAUCAAAAUCACAUUCAUUUAAAAAAAAAAAAUGGGAUCCUGAAGAAAGAAUUAACAGCAUGCCCACAUAAAAUCAAUUUUGACCUAUGACCUCAAUAUUGAUUUAUUUAAUCCUGGCUGUUUAUGUGGAUGUAUUUAUAACGGAAAGUCUUUGAACAAAUGUAUGUUUUGCUCAACUGCUUCUCAUCUAGGAAAUAAGAAAUGUAAAACAUGAUGAUUCAUUAGAUAUUAAAGUGACUGUUAUUUUGUAUAUAUUGAUUGUUGUGCUUU
Messenger RNA from Trematomus bernacchii (emerald rockcod), 2564 nucleotides. Its product is annotated as coiled-coil domain-containing protein 151-like. The transcript is spliced from 10 exons. Gene Ontology annotation, biological process: outer dynein arm assembly; cilium movement. Bases 279 to 1406 code for a protein of 375 amino acids. The record is from RefSeq and is a predicted model, not a curated record. Gene Ontology annotation, cellular component: cilium. NCBI's taxonomy places the organism in Eukaryota, Metazoa, Chordata, Actinopteri, Perciformes, Nototheniidae.